Messenger RNA from Carica papaya (papaya), 1255 nucleotides. RefSeq names its product transcription factor JUNGBRUNNEN 1. Gene Ontology annotation, biological process: regulation of DNA-templated transcription. Gene Ontology annotation, molecular function: DNA binding. NCBI's taxonomy places the organism in Eukaryota, Viridiplantae, Streptophyta, Magnoliopsida, Brassicales, Caricaceae. The record is from RefSeq and is a predicted model, not a curated record.
CAAUAUUAUUAUUUGAGAAGGUUCUCUAGAUUUCUUCAAUAUAUGUAUAUAUAUCGGCUGUUAAAGACACCUAAAGAGAAGAUCGAGGAUGAUGAACAGCAAAGAUAAUAGUUCCAAGGAGGAAGAAGAAGGUCCACUUCCAGGAUUUCGAUUUCACCCCACAGACGAUGAACUUGUUGGGUUUUAUCUUCGCCGGAAAGUUGACAAGAAACCAAUCAGGAUCGAACUCAUUAAGCAGAUCGACAUCUACAAAUAUGAUCCAUGGGAUCUUCCAAAAGGUAGCAGUGUUGGAGAUAAUGAGAGCUACUUCUUUUGCAAAAGAGGAAGAAAGUACAGGAACAGCAUAAGACCAAAUAGAGUGACAGGAUCUGGAUUUUGGAAAGCAACCGGCAUUGACAAGCCGGUGUAUUCCAAUGGAGGAGAAGGUCAUCAGUGCAUUGGACUCAAGAAAACUUUAGUUUAUUAUCGCGGAAGUGCAGGUAAAGGCACCAAAACUGAUUGGAUGAUGCACGAAUUUCGUCUCCCGACCAAUGUUGAUGCCAGUGCUAGUUCAAGUACUAGAACUUCUCUCCAAGAGGCCGAAGUUUGGACUCUAUGUCGAAUAUUCAAGAGAAAUGUAGCAAACAGAAAGUACACUCCGGAUUGGAGAGAAUUAGCAACGAAACGAACACACCAUCCCGUCGAUACUAAUCAUGUAAGCAUUAAGCCAUACACUUCCCAGUGUAAUAACAAUAGAGAGGCUUUCAUCAAUUUUAGUGCUCCAAUUACCCAUCACCAAUAUCAUCAUUACUUUAUCAAUGAUGAUCAAAAACCUAUCAUUAACCAUAUGAUGAUCACCCAUGCCAACCCCUUGCAUGCACACCAGAUAAUCACCCCCCUUCCUCAACAAUCUCCAUCAGUAAUCCCCUCCUGUUCAAACACUUCAAAUCAGGAUGAUAGCAGCAAUGAUGAUCAGUUGCUUUCCUAUGGAAAUUGGGAUGAGCUCAGACCAGUUGUAGAGUUUGCUCUCGAUCAUCAUCCCUCCCUUGUGUAGAUACACACGAUACUCUACUUGUACAACUUUAUAUAUAUAUAUAUAGCUUGACUCACCUCCAGCUUAUUAGUUAAUUUAAUCUUGUAACAUUUGGUCUUUUUUGAGUUUUGUUAGAUAAACUUGUUUAAGCUAUUACCAUUUAGAAAAACCGUUAUAGUUACUGAUAUAGAUGUAUCUAUAUGUAUGAGACUUAGAUGAUCAUAUUCGAUUUAUUCCUAUGAU